Molecule: messenger RNA, 1559 nt
Organism: Melitaea cinxia (Glanville fritillary)
Lineage: Eukaryota; Metazoa; Arthropoda; Insecta; Lepidoptera; Nymphalidae
Exons: 16
Coding region: 1-1176 (391 amino acids)
Source: RefSeq, a predicted model, not a curated record
AUGACUCUCAUAUCUCCAAUGAAAUUGACAAGCAGCGCAUCUGACCAGAAUGUGUUCUUCACGUAUGUAUGCCUGGUCAAUGAAGUAAGACCAUCAGCGAGUGGAAAUGAUAAUGACGUGAACUCAAUGGACCGACAAGGCAGAUCGUUACAUGUCAUAAACUCCGAUGAAGUUGUUCGAGAACAGCCAAUACGAGUAGAAAGGACGAAAGCUCUUCAUGAACUCGUCGGAAAUAGUCGUGCUUUAGAACAUGAACAAAAACCUAGCACGUAUUAUGAAAAAGAAAGCGAUGUAUCUGAUAGUGAAGAAUACAAUCAACUCGCGAAUCCAAAGAAGCUUAAGCUGACAAAAAUGAAGUGGUUGUCUGAAGGAAGAGAAGGGUCGCUAGAUUCGAGCUCACCAUCAAUAUCUACAACAAGUUCAGCAAACUCAAUAUGCAGUCGAGAAUCUUACGAGGUGAUCGAUCCUCGACUCAGUUUCGGCGAAAAGUGUCUAUCGACGAUACUUAAAUUAGAUCGAGAACACAAUAUGUUUGGAAUGUCGAACAUCGCAAUAGUUGGAAAAAAGACAUCAAAAAAGAUACGCAAAGAAGACGCUAAACCUGUGUUUCCACAAACAGCUAUAAUUCAGAUAUGCUGCGCUAAUGGGUGUUGUAAACACAAGAGUAAUACCGACCUGCCAACUUCUUUGAAGUGUAAUCAAUGUCCAAGAGGAAAAUGUAGUUGUAAGAUGUCAUGUAGACCUUCCAAAUGCAAAAUAGAUUGUUCUAACUAUUAUGGUAUGAGGGUAUCGUUUAAAAGAAAACCUAAAUUCGAACCAUCGCCUCUCGAGGUGACUCCACGGUCUAGUUGCAUUCUACAAAAGCCUAUGGCUGCUCGGUCCUGUCAUCAUCUACCUCACUGUCUACCACCCUCAUCCUGUUUUCCAUAUUUGAUGCCGUGUUACUGGCCAGCACGAGCUGGGGCCCCUUGUAGCCACCCAUCACGGUGUUUCCAUAACCCACCCUGUAGACCGCCAAGAAAAAGAAAGUAUCCAAUACCCCCUGAUGAAAAAUGUGCUACUUCUGGUAAAUGUGAAGAUGAAUCGAAGAAUACUAAAUGUCCUAAUCAGACGUGUCCUGGGAAAAACCCAUCUAUGAAAGCUGCAAUCGAAAGUAGAUUUGGAGGGAAAAAGUAAAAAUAAUGGUGAAGCCGAUGUCUUAUCAUCGUUCUUGUUCUUGCGCAGAGGCAAAUAAAAUUGACUCAUUAGAAACAUUAGAGACAUCUACAAUUGAAAAGAAGAAAAAGAAAGGCAUAACUAAGAAAAAUAAGAAAUUAUCAACUUGCGAAUGUGACUCUCCUAAAUGCUCAAAUUGCUUCGUUAAAAGACCAAAGGUUACUGCCGUAAAGUCGAAUGAAUCAGCGUCCCAGUAGUUCAAUUUCCCACCAUGUGCGUUAACUUUUUAACCGCCGACCUCGAGAUCACUCUUAUCAAAAGAUUUGUGAGGUAACCCCAUAACCACAGACUAUCGACAUUAUACUCAAUUUUAUCUUGUAUCUCAAUAAAUAAUAUUGAUAAAU